UCUGGCCGGGUAGUGUCUCUAUGGUCCAGUGGAGGUGUCAUGGCGGCUCUUCGUGCUGUGUUGCUGGUGGUGUCCCUGGCACUGAGUACCGCUGUGUAUGAGGACCAAGUGGGCAAGUUUGACUGGAGACAGCAGUACGUGGGUCGGCUAAAGUUUGCUGCACUAGAAAAUGGACAAGGAGCAAAAAAGUUGAUAGCGGCAACAGAGAAGAACAUCAUCGUAGCUCUGAAUUCCAGGACGGGAGAUAUCUUGUGGCGUCAUGUUGAUAAAGACACAGCGGAGGGCUCUGUGGACGCGCUGCUACUGUUUGGUCAAGAUGCCAUCACCGUUUCAGGAGGUCGCUUGUUGCGUUCCUGGGAGACCAACAUUGGAGCUCUGAACUGGGAGGCUACUUUGGAGCCUGGCAGUUUGCAGAUGGUGAGUUUUGCUGGUUCCCAGGAGACGUCUCGCUAUGUGGCUGUGCUGAAGAAUUCUUACCUGUCUCUUCACUAUCUCUCCAAUGGGCACCAAAAAUGGUCUGAACCUCUCCCAGACAGUGACACCGUGCAAUAUCAGCUUGUGCACUCCACCAAUAAAGGCUCGGUCCAUGUGAUCGGCGUCACUCCUCGCCAUCAUUUAACUGUCGUGACGUUCAGUUUGGAGGAUGGAUCCAUCAGCCGCCAGGUCCAGGUCUCCACACCGUGGCUUCGUACUCUCCAAGGAUCCUGCGGGGUGGUCGGGGAAGCUGUGCUGGUUUGUGCCGAUCCAGAAAGCACUUUGCUCCACACUCUUUCCCUCCAGUCCGGCGAGGAGACGGUUCAGCAUUCCUUGCAGUCGCUCGGCGUUGAGUUGAUGGAAGAUGUCACGCACCUGAAGGUCAUUACUGCUCCUCGAGGUCCUGGCGUGUCAGCGAUGUCACAGUUCUUCAUUCAGCUGUCAUCCAGACGCUACUUGUUAAUGCAGUUCCGUGACGGGGUAUUUAGUCCGCUGCGUGACUUCCCUCAGGUUACGCUGGUGACUUUUGCUACCACGGCAGAUAAGACUGUAGCUGCAGUCAUGCAGUGCAAGAGUGAAACGAAGCAGAAACCUGUCCCAGAGGCCGAGAACCCAGCAUCCCUGACCUGCACCCAGGAGCCGUGGUAUUGCCCGGAGCAGACCUUCAGUAUCAGCCUGUACCUGGCCGACAGUGGACGCCGACUUCUGGAGACCACCACGACUUUCACUUUGGAGCAAAGCUGUGUGCGACCGGAUGGCUUGUACCUGCAGCUCUUCCUGAAGAAAGAUGACUCUGUGGGUUACCGAGCCCUGGUUCAGACUGAAGAUAACCAGCUUCUCUUCCUCCAGCAGCCAGGCAAAGUUCUCUGGCUACGUGAGGAGUCUCUAGCAGAUGUGGUUACUAUGGAAAUGGUAGAUUUACCUUUAACUGGUGCUCAGGCAGAACUGGAAGGAGAGUUUGGGAAGAAAGCAGAUGGACUUUUUGGGAUGAUGUUGAAGCGCCUGUCGUCUCAGUUCAUAUUGCUGCAGUCCUGGAGCGCACACCUGUGGAAGAUGUUCUGUGACGCCCGCAAGCCUCGCAGUCAAAUCCGCAGCGAGAUCAACAUUGAUACGUUGGCCAGAGAUGACUUCAACCUGCAGAAGAUGAUGGUCAUGGUCACUGCUUCUGGAAAGCUCUUUGGGAUCGAGAGCAGCUCUGGCAGCAUCUUGUGGAAAUUUUACCUGCAAGGCGUUCAGCCGGGGGCAUCCUUCAAACUGCUUGUUCAGAGGACGACGGCCCAUUUCCCGCAUCCUCCACAGUGCACCCUCCUCGUAAAGGACAAGGAGACCGGGUUGAGUACCCUUCACGUUUUUAACCCUAUAUUUGGGAAACUGAGCCAGCUGACCCCUCCGCCUCUGCAGCGUCCCAUCCUUCAGUCCCUUCUUCUACCGGUCAUGGACCAUGAUUAUGCCAAGGUGCUGCUGCUGCUUGAUGAUCAUCACAAGGUCAUCAGUUUCCCAUCUACAAAGUACGUCUUGCAGCAGCUACAAGAGCUCUCCUCCACCAUCUUCUUCUAUUUGGUAGAUGCCGAGAAGGGCAAAUUAACCGGCCUGCGCCUACACAAGGAUCUUUCCACAGAAGAAGUCUGGGAACUCGUCCUACCACCUGAUCUUCAGAAGAUCACUGUUGUAAAGGGAAAGCGAUCCAAUGAACAUGUUCACUCUCAGGGCCGUGUGAUGGGAGACCGCAGUGUCCUCUACAAGUAUCUGAAUCCUAACCUACUGGUGCUGGUGACAGAGAGCACAGACACGCACCCCGAGAGGUGCUUCAUUGGAAUCUAUCUCAUUGAUAGCAUCACUGGACGGAUCAUCCAUUCCUCUGUACAGAGACGAGCGCGUGGACCGGUUCAGAUUGUGCACUCCGAGAACUGGGUGGUGUACCAGUUCUGGAACAGCAAGUCUCGCAGGAACGAGCUUACGGUCUUGGAGCUUUUUGAAGGAACUGAGCAGUAUAACAGCACUAACUUCAGCUCCUUGGACAGGCCGCAUCUCCCUCACGUGUUACAGCAGUCCUACAUAUUCCCUUCCGCCAUCCGCGCGCUCCAGGCCACCAUCACAGAGCGAGGAAUCACCAGCCGCCAUAUACUCAUUGGACUUCCAUCUGGUGCCGUCCUCUCCCUCCCAAAAGCACUGCUGGAUCCCCGCCGUCCAGAGGUUCCAAACGAACAUACCAGGGAGGAGAAUUUGAUCCCUUACACCCCCGAUAUCCAGAUACACGCCGAGCGCUUUAUAAACUACAACCAGACGGUCUCCCGGAUCCGUGGGAUUUACACAGCCCCCUCCGGCUUGGAGUCCACAUGUCUGGUUGUAGCCUAUGGACUAGACGUUUAUCAGACCAGAGUUUAUCCUUCCAAGCAGUUUGACGUGCUGAAGGAUGAUUACGACUACAUCUUGAUCAGCAGUGUGCUCAUCGGCUUGGUUUUUGCGACGAUGAUCUCUAAGAGACUAGCUCAGGUUAAGCUGCUGAACCGCGCAUGGAGAUAAAGGGGGGGGGUUUCCCAAAUUGGAGAAUGGGUUCCGCAUCAAAAGGCUAAGUUAUUAUUUAUGACAACAGAAAGGGAAGAUAAGCUGUCCUUAAGCAAACCACUGAACGGAACCGAAUCUGUUAAUGUUCUUAUCCCUUCCGUCGUUAUCUGUUCUGCA
Molecule: messenger RNA, 3156 nt
Organism: Spea bombifrons (plains spadefoot toad)
Lineage: Eukaryota; Metazoa; Chordata; Amphibia; Anura; Pelobatidae
Gene: EMC1
Product: ER membrane protein complex subunit 1
Exons: 23
Coding region: 40-2997 (985 amino acids)
Biological process (GO): protein folding in endoplasmic reticulum
Cellular component (GO): EMC complex
Molecular function (GO): protein binding
Source: RefSeq, a predicted model, not a curated record